Messenger RNA from Calidris pugnax (ruff), 1983 nucleotides. Its product is annotated as V-type proton ATPase catalytic subunit A. Gene Ontology annotation, biological process: proton transmembrane transport; ATP metabolic process. The record is from RefSeq and is a predicted model, not a curated record. NCBI's taxonomy places the organism in Eukaryota, Metazoa, Chordata, Aves, Charadriiformes, Scolopacidae. Gene Ontology annotation, cellular component: proton-transporting V-type ATPase, V1 domain; lysosomal membrane. The transcript has 14 exons. Gene Ontology annotation, molecular function: ATP binding; ATP hydrolysis activity; proton-transporting ATPase activity, rotational mechanism. Bases 170 to 1969 code for a protein of 599 amino acids.
AAAUUUCUUUCCCCUCUGCAGCAGGCUUUCUCAUCCCUCUGUGUAGGGGCACGAGAAGGACAGUUAUUUUGUAAGCGGCGGUGCUUAACUGCUGAAUUCUGGCUUUGCUUCAGUGGGCCUGUGGAUUUUUGUUCCUCCCUGUUUCUGCAAAAUAAGUUGAGCAGGCAAAAUGGACUUUUCCAAGCUACCCAAAAUCCGUGAUGAGGACAGAGAGGCUUUUGUUGGCUAUGUCCAUGGAGUCUCGGGACCUGUGGUCACGGCGUGCAACAUGGCUGGUGCUGCUAUGUACGAGCUGGUACGAGUAGGCCACAGUGAACUGGUGGGGGAGAUUAUCCGACUGGAAGGGGAUUUGGCAACUGUGCAGGUGUAUGAAGAAACAUCUGGUGUCUCUGUAGGAGAUCCUGUACUCCGUACUGGCAAACCCUUGUCAGUGGAACUAGGGCCUGGCAUUAUGGGAGCUAUUUUUGAUGGUAUCCAGAGGCCUCUCUCAGACAUCAGCACUCUGACCAAAAGUAUCUAUAUCCCUAGAGGUGUCAACGUGUCAGCUUUGAGCCGAGAUGUCAAAUGGGACUUCACGCCUUCCAAAAAUCUGCGGGUUGGCAGCCACAUCACUGGUGGAGAUAUUUAUGGUGUGGUGAAUGAAAACUCCCUUAUCAAACACAAAAUCAUGCUGCCCCCACGGAACAGGGGUACAGUUACAUACAUUGCUCCGCCAGGAAACUAUGACACUUCAGACGUUGUCUUAGAGCUGGAGUUUGAAGGUGUGAAGGAGAAGUUCACUAUGGUCCAAGUCUGGCCAGUACGUCAAGUCCGUCCUGUUACUGAGAAGUUACCAGCCAAUCAUCCUUUAUUAACUGGUCAGCGAGUCCUGGAUGCCCUCUUCCCGUGUGUACAAGGGGGUACAACAGCGAUUCCCGGGGCGUUUGGUUGUGGGAAGACUGUGAUCUCACAGUCUCUCUCAAAAUACUCCAACAGUGAUGUCAUCAUUUAUGUAGGCUGUGGAGAAAGAGGAAAUGAAAUGUCUGAAGUACUGAGAGAUUUCCCUGAGUUAACAAUGGAAGUUGAUGGCAAGGUAGAAAGCAUCAUGAAGAGAACAGCUCUGGUAGCAAAUACCUCCAACAUGCCUGUGGCUGCCAGAGAAGCCUCUAUCUAUACUGGAAUCACCCUCUCUGAGUAUUUCCGGGACAUGGGCUACCAUGUCAGUAUGAUGGCAGACUCUACUUCCCGAUGGGCUGAGGCCCUCAGAGAAAUUUCAGGGCGACUGGCUGAAAUGCCAGCUGACAGUGGUUAUCCAGCCUACCUUGGUGCCCGUCUAGCCUCUUUCUAUGAGCGAGCUGGCAGAGUGAAGUGUCUGGGAAAUCCUGAAAGGGAAGGCAGCGUCAGCAUUGUUGGAGCUGUCUCUCCCCCAGGUGGUGACUUCUCUGAUCCUGUCACAUCUGCUACUCUGGGCAUUGUUCAGGUUUUCUGGGGUCUGGAUAAGAAGCUGGCACAACGCAAGCACUUCCCCUCUGUCAACUGGCUGAUCAGUUACAGCAAAUACACACGUGCCCUGGACGAGUACUACGACAAGCAUUUUACAGAGUUUGUCCCUCUCAGGACAAAAGCCAAAGAGAUCCUACAGGAGGAAGAGGACCUUGCAGAGAUCGUGCAGCUUGUGGGGAAGGCUUCCUUGGCAGAAACAGAUAAAAUUACCUUGGAGGUUGCCAAGCUGAUAAAGGACGACUUCUUGCAACAGAAUGGUUAUACGCCUUAUGACAGGUUCUGCCCUUUCUACAAAACUGUGGGAAUGCUUUCCAAUAUGAUUGCGUUUUAUGACAUGGCACGCCGUGCUGUAGAAACCACAGCCCAGAGUGACAAUAAGAUCACGUGGUCCAUCAUCCGAGAGAACAUGAGCGAAAUCCUCUACAGACUUACCUCCAUGAAAUUCAAGGUAUGUUGGGAAGGAACGGGGUUGCACUGCUUUCUGUGAACUUCCAGUGACUC